UCCUGGCAACCGGACGCCAGCCUCGGCCUAGGGAGCGAGGCGGCAGCAAUGGACCAGACAAUCAUGGCCAUCGCCUCCGCCGCAAAACCAAGCCGGAAGGCAUCUUUUGAAAGAGAAGGAUGGUGGAGAAUAGCAUUAACAAACACUCCUAAUCCUGGCACUUACCACUUGAAAACUUUUAUUGAAGAAUCUCUAUUAAAUCCAGUGAUAGCAACAUACAGUUUUAAAAAUGAAGGAAGGAAAAAACCACCUCUUCUGCAAAGAAACGAUCUGGUACUAAGUGACCUUCCCCAGUACAUGCCUCCUGACUUCUUGGACUUGUUAAAGAAGCAAGUGGCCACCUACUCGUUUAAGGACAAACCACGGUCAAACCCCAGCACGCUGGUUUACAGAGAUCAGUCAGUUCAGCUUUCGCCAGGACAAUACGAGCUACUUCCUGCACCAGUUCCCAAGCAUGCUUCCAGGAGCUUUGUAUUUCGUUCUACAGUUCAAAGGUUUCCAACAGGCUGCUUCACUCCUCGUGAAGGCCCAGGACCAGGUCAUUAUAACUUGAAAAUACCUUCAGUAAGUUCUGUUACUUCCUGUUUUCAAUCCAGAGUACCUCGAUUCUUGCCUGCCUGUUCAGGAAUGCAGACCUCAGGCAGCACUGCGGAGGGACCAGGAAGAGAGCUCACAAUAAAACCACUGCAUUAGGAGGUCACAGGGCCAAGAAGACAUUCCUAUUUUCCUGCCACACAGAAGCAAUAUUCCUGCCCCACCGGAGCUGGGGAGACUCCGCUGACGAGGGGCUGUGUGUGUGUGCAAGAACUCAGCUUCUACACACACACACACGCACGCGCGCGCAAGACUUCCAGGUCCUCCCAUUGCCUCAGGCUGCCUGGACCCUCUCAGCCCUCUGCCACGGCUCAGGAAGCCAACAAGGAAGGAGAAGUCUAGGGCAGGUGGGCUGUCCUGGAUGCGGAGGCAUGGGGCCCUGGAACCAGAGACCUUGCUGUUCUAUGUACUGCCCGCCUCAUCCAGCGUCAGGGAACCUCCAGAAGGCCGGGUGCCGAGUUUCACUUCUCAGCUGCUCAGGACACCUUUCCUCCUUCAAGUCAGGAGGCAGCGGCUGAACCAGCCUAACAAGACUACGGGCUCGAGCGUAGGGCCUCCCCGAGCCUGGCCUUCCCAGCUCUUCCUCUCCAGCAGCCUCAGGGCCCAGCAUGCCCCUUUAGCUGCAGAGUCUCACCCGACAUAUGCGACGGCAAGAGGGGGUCUCAAAUCCCCCUCGUCCCUCAACGCAGACCCUAGCUCACUGGGCCGGCUCCCCUCGCUCUCAGCCAAGGUCAGCCUGGCCUCACACU
Messenger RNA from Balaenoptera ricei (Rice's whale), 1343 nucleotides. RefSeq names its product sperm-tail PG-rich repeat containing 4 (gene STPG4). The record is from RefSeq and is a predicted model, not a curated record. Gene Ontology annotation, molecular function: histone binding; chromatin binding. Gene Ontology annotation, cellular component: male pronucleus; female pronucleus; germinal vesicle. The transcript has 7 exons. Gene Ontology annotation, biological process: epigenetic programing of male pronucleus. The coding region runs from base 49 to 693 and encodes 214 amino acids. Lineage: Eukaryota; Metazoa; Chordata; Mammalia; Artiodactyla; Balaenopteridae.